This is a messenger RNA of Penicillium nucicola, 1332 nucleotides long. RefSeq lists its product as uncharacterized. The record is from RefSeq and is a predicted model, not a curated record. NCBI's taxonomy places the organism in Eukaryota, Fungi, Ascomycota, Eurotiomycetes, Eurotiales, Aspergillaceae. Gene Ontology annotation, biological process: transmembrane transport. Gene Ontology annotation, cellular component: fungal-type vacuole membrane. Gene Ontology annotation, molecular function: transmembrane transporter activity. The transcript is spliced from 3 exons. The coding region runs from base 1 to 1332 and encodes 443 amino acids.
AUGGAGACCAGACACUCUUGCAGCAGCAAUUCACGAACUGGGAGCGAGGCCCAGAUACGCUUAUGUCCUGAAAAGUUUGAUGAUAUCUCAACCGAAGAGGAUCGAUUACCUCCGGUGGAUGGAGGGAUCCAAGCAUGGAUGUUUUUGGCAGCAUGUGUUAUGCUUGAGGCUCUUAUAUGGGGCUUCGCCUUUGGUUUUGGUGUGUUUGAGAAGUACUACCGAGAGCUUGAAGAGUUUCAGGGCUCUAGCAUGGUAGCUGUUAUUGGAACAUGUGCUACGGGAAUUUCCUAUUUGAGCUGUCCAGCUGUGAUCAUUGCAAUGAUUCUUAUGCCCAAAAUGGGGCGAUGGUUCUCCAUUAUAGGGCUAACAAUCAUGUGCUUUUCCCUAGCCAUGGGGUCAUUCUCAACAAACGUUACCCAUCUGGUUCUCUCACAAGGUGUCGGAUUUGGCAUCGGAGGCUGUAUCGCAUACAGCCCUUCAAUUCUCUACAUGAGUGAGUGGUUCGUCAAACGAAGAGGACUUGCAUUUGGCAUAGUCUGGGCUGGGUCAGGGGUAUCCGGCCUGGCCUUUCCAAUUGGCGUGGAAAAACUCCUGUCAAGCUUUGGAUAUCAAACUACUUUGAGAGUCAUCUCCAUUCUCGCAUUUGUUCUUGCCGCUCCGCUGUUGUACUUCCACAAACCACGUCUGCCAGUGUCAAGAACAAUCGGCUACCAUCGUCUCAACUUCCGAUUCCUUUUCAACAAGGUUUUUGUCAUCUAUCAGAUUGGCAACAUCAUGGAAGCACUGGGAUUUUUCCUACCGGGCAUAUAUCUCCCAACCUAUGCCCGCAGUAUUGGAGGCUCUAAUUUUAUAUCCUCACUUACGGUGAUGCUGCUGAAUCUCGCAUCUGUGUUCGGCAGCGUAGGCAUGGGUCAUCUGGCAGAUCGAUACCAUGUAAUCACCUGCAUUACGAUCUCCACAGUCGGUAGCACGCUGGCUGUGUUAUUUCUCUGGGGAUUUUCCUCCACAAUUCCGACUUUGUUGGUCUUUAGUGUGGCAUAUGGACUAUUUGCAGGAUGUUUCUCGGCUACGUGGGCAGGAAUCACCAAUGAAGUUCAACGGGUCGAUCCAAAAGCCGAUGCAACCGUCAUAUUUUCGAUAAUUGCCCUUGGAAGAGGGGUUGGAAAUGUCGUUAGCGGUCCUUUUAGUGAAGCUUUGAUUCGAACAGAUCCCUGGAAAGGUGUGCUCAUAGGGGGAUAUGGCAGUGGAUAUGGCCUUGUUAUCUUGUGUACCGGACUCAGCACUUUACUGAGUGGGAUAUGUAUAGUUGCGCAUCACAUGAAAUUUAUAUAG